Tauraco erythrolophus (red-crested turaco) is the source of this 615-nucleotide messenger RNA. Lineage: Eukaryota; Metazoa; Chordata; Aves; Musophagiformes; Musophagidae. The record is from RefSeq and is a predicted model, not a curated record.
AUUGUGUUUUUGGAACAAACUGAUCAGCAAGAGCAACUGGCUAAGAAGUGGGGGUUCAAAACAUCUGACAUAAGAGAACUGAGUAACCAUGAAUUCUUCAUGCCAGGAAUGGUUGAUACACACAUUCAUGCUCCUCAGUAUUUGUUUACUGGUACAAGAGUAGAUCUACCUCUUUUGCAGUGGUUGACUACCUAUACAUUCCCAACAGAGGCCAAAUACAAAGACAGUGAUUUUGCAGAAGAAGUGUACACCAGAGUUGUUAGACGAACCCUGAAGAAUGGCACCACUACAGCUUGCUACUUUGCAACAAUUUACACAGAUACUUCUCUUCUUCUUGCUGAAAUUACAGAUAAAUUUGGUCAACGAGCAUUUGUUGGAAAAGUCUGUAUGGACAUGAAUGACAGCGUGCCACAAUACAAAGAGAGUACUGCUGACUCUGUCCAAGAGACAGAAAGGUCCCACCUGGCUCAGAUUCCUUUGUCCCAUCUUAAACAUGACAUUCGCACAGGCAUUGACUGGAUUGGCCCUGGCCAGAGAGGAAGGUGGUCCGACCUGGCCAGAGACCAGUCUGACUGGUUUCGGAGCCUGGGAGGCUUCUUGCAGCUUCUUACAGGG